Molecule: messenger RNA, 651 nt
Organism: Mus caroli (Ryukyu mouse)
Lineage: Eukaryota; Metazoa; Chordata; Mammalia; Rodentia; Muridae
Gene: Foxl3
Product: forkhead box L3
Biological process (GO): cell differentiation; regulation of transcription by RNA polymerase II; anatomical structure morphogenesis
Molecular function (GO): RNA polymerase II cis-regulatory region sequence-specific DNA binding; DNA-binding transcription factor activity, RNA polymerase II-specific
Source: RefSeq, a predicted model, not a curated record
AUGUUUGACAGCUCACAGUAUCCCUAUAACUGCUUCAAUGACGACGCUGACGACUACCCUGCCGGCAGCUCCGACGAGGAAAAGCGACUUACAAGGCCAGCGUACAGCUACAUUGCUCUCAUCGCCAUGGCCAUCCAACAGAGCCCCGCGGGCCGCGUAACCCUAUCAGGCAUCUACGACUUUAUCAUGCGCAAGUUCCCCUAUUACCGCGCCAACCAGCGCGCCUGGCAGAACUCCAUCCGCCACAACCUGUCGCUCAACAGCUGCUUCGUCAAGGUGCCACGGACCGAGGGCAACGACAAGGGCAAAGGCAACUACUGGACGUUCGCGGGCGGCUGCGAGUCCCUCCUGGACCUUUUCGAGAACGGCAACUUCCGUCGGCGACGCAGGAGACGCGGCCCCAAGCGCGAGGAGGCCCCGGGUCCCCUCGAACCAACAGCGCGCGGGUCCCCGGGCCCCGACAGCGUUCAAGCCCCAGAUCGCGAGGCCCAGGCCAGCCCUGCGACACACAGAGACAUCAAAUUCAGCAUUGACUACAUCCUAUCUUCCCCGGACCCUUUCCCAACUCUCAGGUCGUCCUGUCACUCACAGGAAGCCAGGUACCCGGUUCUGGAACCCCAGCAAAUGAGCUUUCAGUUUUGGGCUGCAUGA